AUGCACCACGGUUCGACAUCUCAGGUGCCCAGAAAAAACCUUGACUACGAAAAAACAGAGUGGCAGAUCCAAAGGCACCCACACACUUGUACGCAAUCUAUGGACGGUCAUUCUGGGCCAGAAUUGGCUUCAUCAGCCACCUACGUGCUGGCAGUCGCCUGUCCAGUGGCUAGAUGUAUUUUCUACAUACUGAGGUAUUAUCUGAAAAAAUACCAAGGCAUUACUCUCACUGUGGAGUCGAGCAAAGUUAUUUGGUUCAAGAAUCUGACGUGUUCCUACGACUCAAGAUUUUAUUUUUCAUUAGGUAGUCUGUGGAUUAGCAGUUCCUACGUCAACUAUUUAUACAGGAAGCCAAUAACCAUUUGCCUGCACAAUCUGAUAUACCACAACAACAACAACAACAACAACAACAAUAAUAAUAAUCAUAUAAAAGAUAAUGGUAAUGAUUAUGGUAAUCAGAGAAAGAUAGAUAUCAUAGAUAAUGAUAAAGGUACUGAUGAUGGUAGCCGUAGUGGCAGUCAUGAUGAUGAUCGUGGUGGUAGUGGUGGUGGUGGUAGGUAUGAUGAUGAUCCUGGUGCCUCAGCCAAAAAGUUGAAAUCUGGAAAAAAAUUAACCAUCAUUGUCAGCGUUCUAAAAGUUAUUUCUAAGGUUUGUUCCUUCAGUUUAGUGCUACUCUCCAUGAGGGGACUGUCGUUUAGAUGUCUUCCCUGUCUUGUUUCACUGGAGAAGAAUGAUGAUGAUGAUGAUAAUGGUGAUGGUAGUGGUGUAAAAUCAUCAUCAUCAUCAUCGACGGCCACGCUGGAAGUGGUGACGGAUGUUGAAGUUGAUUUGUUGUGUUUCACUGGACAGCAGACUGACCUGUCCACCAUUGUCGUUGUCAAGAAUAUUGAGGCCCAGUUGAAGACAUUGCAAGUCACAUUCAGUCAAGAAUUCAUCCGGACUUCACUGUUGAGGCAUGGAGUUAACUCUCACAGUGAUAACGAUAUUCAUAACAAAAACAAUAAUCAAAAUAAUAAUAAUAAUAAUCAAUAUAAUUAUAAUAAUAAUAAUCAAAAUAAUUAUAAUAAUAAUAAUAUUAACAAGCCAAAAAGUAAAUCUUUGAUGAGGCUACUGAAUUACAUUCCACAGUACAGCAACGAUGACCUGACCCUGGCCUUGACCCAAGGAGUUCAAGGUUGUCAGGUAACCUACAAACAUUCGGAGGUCGUUUACCUUAUGAAGCUUGUUGAACUUUGUUGUGCGGAUGUCAUUGAGAUGAAAAGGAGGGGGAGGAAGAUGCCACACCAUCAAUACAAGACUCUGUUGCAAUCUUCCUCAAUACAACCACCACCAUCGUCACCAAUGGCAUCACCACUAUCGUCAACACCACUGCAACUAAAACUGGAUUUCAACGUGAGUGAAGUGGUGAUAAUGAUGCCACUUGGUGGACAAGAUGGCGGCGGUGGCGGCAGUGGUGGUGGUAGUGGUGGCGACUGCAACGUAGUGUGCGGUCUCUCAACGUUUAGAAUGGUCUUCAAUAAGAUCAAUAAUAAUGUUAGUAAGACCUCGGACAAAACAGUGGACAUCGAGAUGACGAACUUUUUCUCCAGGAGUCAUGAUAACGAUAGCAGUGACAACAGCAGCGGUUAUGAUAAUAGUCGUGGCGUCUUUGGUGGUACAAGUGGUGGUGGUGGUAGUAGUAGUGGUGGUGGUUUAGGUGGUGGGGGUUUUCUUAGAGUGGGUGACGUCACGAAUAAUUACAAGAAACACCAUUGGGGCGUGAUGUUUUAUACCGGGCUUAUAAUAUCAAAGACCAGCUUAUACAGCAAGCAGCCAAUCAGUGUGGAAAGUAUGAUUGACAGCUUACAGUUCGAGUUAACUCCGCCCAUAAUUAAUUCCCUCCAAUCAUUGGUCGAUAAUGUCCUCUUUGAUCUGUUCAAGUCUUUUCUUAGUAUUAAAAAUUUAGUGAAAUAUUCAAAGGUUAAAUGUGAUAAUGAUUGUGGCCAAGCUUCUACUACUACUACUACUGCUGCUGCUGCUGCUGCUGCUGCUACUACUACUUCUACUACUACUGCGGCUAACAACAAUGGCGGGGGUGAUGAUAAUGAUGCAGUAGGCGGGGCCAAGGGUGACAUCACGAUGAGCUUGCAGAUUAUUGGCUUAAAUGGGUUUCUUUGCCAUGAAAAUAUGACAACAGUGAUGGUGAGAGUGAAUUCACUGACGGUACCGUCUUGCAAUCACAACAACCUCAUCAUCAACGUCAUCGGCAUCAAGUCAUCAUACUUCAUCAGGAAUAAUAAGUUUAUAAGCACAAGCAUCAAAUCGGACCCUAGCAAUGACGUCAUCGACCUUUCAACUGUCAACGUCAACUUUGACCUCCAACAGAGGAGGCUGAACAUAGACGCAUCUGAGACGUUAAAAGUGAGGUGGUCAUACGCUGUCCACUUGUGCUUCCACACUGUCCUCUCGCAUGUCUUUGAUGUUUAUCAUGGUGGUUUUGAGUACGAAGGUUUCGACAACGAAUUCAACAAAGAUGGCGCUGAUGACAUCACGAUCGAAAACAACAACAAUAAUAAUAACAACAAUAAUAAUAAUAAUAACAAAAGCAAACGUAGGCAUAAAAAUAAUAAUAAAAAUAAGAAUAGGAAGCCCAAUCUGCUUGAGAGUAAAAGUAAUGAUGUCGUCGGUGAUGGGGGUUGCGGUAAUGAUUACGAGAGAGAUAGUGGUGGAAAGGAGAGGAGGAAGUUGGAGUGUAGUUUCGACCUGUGCUCGCUCUCCCUACACAUCAGACUCUCUCCUGAUCAUUUUUCUCAAGUGAGGGCAGAGGAGGUGAGGGUCCGUAAGCAGAGUUGCACGGUCCUUAAGAUGGCCUCUCUCACCGUUUCAUCCGAUCAGUUCACCUUCAUUGACGCUAAGGAAGUGCAUUUGACGUACGACCGCUACGGCAACCGGUUGAGGAACCAAAGAUCAAAUAUAAAAGGUUUCCAGCAGACGACAAACAGGCUGUUUGUUUUCGAAGCGCACACUUUUUCAAUUCUUUUCGCGUAUGAUUACCUCUUCUACGCUUGGUUGGAAGAGGUUAAAUGUUUAAGAAAGUGGAUCAGAUUGAAGUACUUCAAGAGAGCAAAGAUUAAUGUUAACAACGACAACAACAACAACAGCAACGACAAUAAAGAUAACAUCAACAACAAUAGCAGCAGCAGCAACAACAACAACAUCAGUUUUAACAACAUCAACAACAUCAACAACAAAAAUGUGAUCAACUUCGACUUUAGCGACAUCAACGACAUUCACAGUCGCAUCAAGCAGAAGAAGAGCAGUGAUAACACUAACGAUGAUGGUGACGUUGGUGGUUCAAAUUCAGAGAAGCCCAUCAAGACAUCAAUUGAUGUCAUCAUAAAUGUUGAUCUCUUCACCAUUGAAAUAUCAGACGAUCCUUUCGAAGUUAAGCUGGGCGACAAUUACGAGCUGCUGUGUGAUGAGGAUGUUGAGAACGUGAGAAGGAUGCAGGCCAUGGAUAAGAGAAUCGAGGAGAUGAGGAUGAAUGCUUUCAUUUCCGAGAGUGCAGUGGAGUCGUUGUACGCCGUUCUGAACGAGCGCACAUCCCAGGUGUACGUGCAGCGCGCCAAGCAGAUGUACGCGCAGACGCCGAUGCGUUCGUCACUGUGCGCGUGUCCUUUAUCGGAUGACGUUGAAUUUUCCACGUUGUUCCUGAGGGAGUUGCGCCUGCAUUCCUCCACGACCACCUUCCAACUCAGGGACUUCCCUCAACCCAUGCUGGAUAUCUGCGAGUGGGAGGUCGUGGGGAGACUGGCUGCUGCUGAACAGGAGGGAGGAGAGAGAAGUCGCCGGUGGACCACGAUUGACUUCGGAGAGCCCUGGGGCAGAGCCAACGUGCCCAGGAACAUGUCCCCUGUCAAGUUCUUCUACAAUCUGAAGAAUGAUAUGAAAAGUUUUACGCUGACGUACGGUUCCUGCUGGGAGCCAAUCAUAUCUCAAGUUUCUCUGUCACUCAACAAAAUUUUUCGCCCAUCACUGGACCCCAGUCCUCCACUUCCGUUCUGGGAUAAGUUUCGUCAUAUUUUGCACGGAGAUUUCGUAGUAAAUGCUGCCAGGUGUCGUCUGAUGUGUCAUGCUUCCAUGGAUCCUUACAAUGAUACGGAGUUUAUGGAUUGGUUGUGGAGCGAGGUUAAAUUCCAUGGAAAUCUUGAGAUCCUGCUGAGAGCAGCUUCUAAGUAUGAUGAGUGUUGCAUCAUCAAGUGGAAUGAUCUUCAGCUGAUGCUUUGUACUCGAACCCAGUCAUUGCAACAGCAAGAACAGGCGCCUUUAGCCAUUGAGCCAUCACGCCGCCAAAUGUCUUAUAACUCAGCGACAACAUCGGCUACAGCGACACCAUCAUCGGCGCCAGAACUGCUGCCGUCAGCGUCAUCAUUAUCAUUACCGAUAUCAUCGUCGACCCGCCCUUUAUCAUCCUCGGCUUCGUCGUCAUCAUUGACGUCAUCAUUAAGGAGGGGUUCGAAAACAGCAGCAGGUGUGGCGGCUUCGUCGGCGUCAUCGUCGUCUUCACCACCGAAUCAGAGGAGAGCUGCUUCUGUUUCGUGUUUGUGUUACGCCUCGACAAUUAGGUGGAUGAACAAUUUGAAGGUGGUUGUGCUAGAUGAGCUCCUCGAUGAACUCUAUCACAACCAACAUGCCUUCUUAUCAUUAUGUUGUAUCAUAUUGAUUUUCUGUUACAGGCAGCUAAUAUUAAUCAUGGAGAUCCCGGACAUACGCUGUUCCUAUUGGAGCUCCUUCAGGCAGAGCUACGGGGCAGAGCUAUUCAGCCGACCAAUCACCUUGGACCUUUCAUUAGCUAUUGAAACGCUGACAAAUAGGACGUCAGUGUACAACUUGACCGGAAAACGUCAUAAGGAAAAGAAUGGUGAUGAUAAUAGUAGUGCUGAUGGUGCCGGUGCUGAUGAUGAUCGUAGAGAUGGUGGCGGUAAUGAUGUUGAGGAGGAGGAAGAGGAAGUGGUGUUGGUGAGGAGGCCGAUGAGGAAAUACGAAAUUAUGAACUUCCGCUCACAAUUUGAUGACGUAUCAAUAUGGCUGUCUUGCGCUAAUUAUAUGAAGAAGACAAAGUUUAAGUUUGAGAAAAACGAAUCAAAUUUUUUGCUCAGUGUUGACAAAAUAAUUUACAAGAGGGCAGAACAAAAUGGCCUAUUUAAGAACCCGUCCGAGGGUGCCACCCACGAAGUAACAGUAGAGAACUUGAAGGGCUGCUGGACCCCCUACAAUAGGGACAUUGCCUUUGCCCUCUACGACUCCCACAUCAAAUCUCAGAUGUUGGUCAGGAACCUCUCUUCCGAUGCCCUCAAAAGCAUCAAACUCGAAUCCACCGGAACUACUCCUAAGAGAAGCAACACAUCCCUAUCGUCCGAGUUCAUCUUCUCCCCCCAGCCGUCCACCCACACCUCGGAGGCACUUCUACAGAAACUUAUCAGGGAGAGUAACAGCAAGUUCGUGGCGGUCCAUGAAGAGUUAUCAGUUGGCGAAGUUGAUAUGAACCAUCUACAAGCUUAUUACGUCUGCAAGAUGGAUGACGUCACCGUAAAAAACUGGAAAGUGACCCUGAUAAACAGUCAGGUGAUGUUGAGUGGGUGUGAGACGUCGGGUUGCAUCAUCAUGAGCACCCCUAGCGCCUCCCUCCUGGCCUGCCACCACGCCCCCAUCUUCACCCAAAACCACCAAGUUCGCAGUAAGUCAUCCAUUGUCGGCUCGGUGGAGUCUAUGCAGUACUACGCAACAAUAACGGACAACAUCAACUUGGAGAAUAUUGAGUGGCUAUCGACCAGAGACAUUGAAGAUAGGCAGUCUACCAGUUCCGAGGUCUGCUCCUUGACCAUUGAGAACCUCAUCAAUAACAUGGAUAAUAUACAGGUCUUCGAGGACACGUCAUCUUCAUACUCGGACGCCCUGAAAACUCAGGAGGGUGUGGAUGCGUUCACUCUCGUGCACAACGAACUGAACAUCUCCACUAACUCCGUGCAGUAUGCCACAGCACUUGACAUCAUAAACAACCUCUUGCUGUACGUGGAGCCCAAACGAAAAGAACUGUCGGAAAAGUUGAUGGACAUGAGGUUCAAGUUGCAGUUGAGCAGUGACGCUGACCUCAGGUCGCCCAUCUUCAACAAGCAGACCAAACUAAGGAAAUUGGUUGAGAGGACGAAAUUUUUAGAAAAAGAAGUCUAUCUGUCUCAAAAAUCUGAAGAACUUAAACAAGAGGUAGACGCGCUGCUGGAUGAGUUGCAAGAGACCAAAACACAAAUGAACCAUCUCAGUGAUGAGUUAGCUCUCAUGUUGAGUUGCUUCCGGGAGAGUCAAGUGCAGCUGCAGCAGUCGCUGCGUCAGUCGCAGUCAGCCGUCAGGAAGGAGGUGAUGAUGACGAGGAAGAUUGACCUGUUUCUGAGACACGUCGAGUGGAGGAUGAAUGAGAAGGAUGGACAGAUCGGAAUAUCCCAUAUCGUUCUUUCUAACUUCUUGUACACGAAAACAAUGCACGAGAACGAUUGCGGUAGCCAUCAACUGGAAUUGGGGCGAUGCCACGUGACCAAUCUUCUGCCGGAAGACCAGCAAUAUAGGGUGGUGUUGGAGCCCCAAUCAGACAGCAGGGGAGGGGCUGCUUGUGUGGACCACAGAAGUUCGGUCGUCAGGGUUCUCUGCAAAUUUAAACCACCUGUUGGCGGCAUAUCAAUCAAGGAACAUUUCGAAGUGAACGUGGCCCCUCUGAAUAUUCAAAUAACAGCAAGAUUCUACUCUGUCGUCAUGGCGUUCUUCUUCCCCGGUAAGCCCGUGGAAAGCGACGACGAAGGAGAUGCAGAGGAUGCAGUCACGACAACCUCAACGAGGCAGACACCAACAACGUCAACGACGGCGUUUCAAUCAUCAUCGACGUCUCAGUUGACAUUUCGUAAGGAACAUCAACAACAACAACCACAUCAGCAGCAGCAACAGCAGCUACAUCAGCCACAAGGAAAGUUUUCCAGUUUGAGAAAGAAGACCAACAUCAUCACUGCUUCCGUUAAUGAUAUAGAUAAGAUGAAAGAGAGGGCAGCCAUGAACAACAUGUUCCUUAGUAUAAAAAUACCUGAGAUUCCUAUUAGAGUCAGUUACAAGAGCGAGAAAGAGAAGCACAUAAUGAACAUCAGCAACUUCCAGUUCCUCUCCCCACUCCUAGAGUACCACAACCAGACCUGGAGCUGGCAUGACUUGACCAUGAAUAUCAAGAAGGAGUGCAAGAAAGUUAUUAUCACUCAG
Helobdella robusta is the source of this 7275-nucleotide messenger RNA. RefSeq lists its product as hypothetical. Lineage: Eukaryota; Metazoa; Annelida; Clitellata; Rhynchobdellida; Glossiphoniidae. The record is from RefSeq and is a predicted model, not a curated record. The annotation marks the transcript as partial. The transcript is spliced from 52 exons.